AUGAGGAAUGUAAACAGCAUGAAUCACCGCAAAAAGGUGGCCUGUUUCACUCUGGCCUUGCUGCUCCUGAACGGAGUCACCACUAGAGCGUAUGGCAGUUAUGGUAGUUCUUUUUCCGUCUCACGAGCACAAAUCACCUGCAACACAAUUUCUACGCAGAUCACUGGAGAAACAUUUACAGUGGUCUGCCCUGGUGGCUGUCUGACUGCUGGAGGAUCUGUCUGGGGUACUGGCAUUUACACAUCUGACUCCCGUGUCUGUAAGGCUGCUAUCCAUGACGGCAGAAUCCCGACCACUGGCGGAGUAGUUACGGGCUACAAACUCCCGGGGCAACCGUCGUACCAAGCUUCCACCCAGAACGGAGUCACCACUAGAGCGUAUGGCAGUUAUAGUAGUUCUUUUGGCUUCUCACAAGUGAAUGAGUGCGCAACAAACAACGGAGGAUGCGCAGGAAACUGCACGGACACCGCGGGAAGUUUUAUCUGCUCUUGUGGAGCCGGCUAUGUGCUGAAUGCCGAUGGGCUGGCCUGUGAUAAUGUGGAUGAGUGCGCCACAAACAACGGAGGAUGCGCAGGAAACUGCACGGACACUGUGGGAAGUUUUAACUGCUCCUGUGGAGCCGGCUAUGUGCUGAAUGCUGAUGGGCUGGCCUGUGAUAAUGUGGAUGAGUGCGCCACAAACAACGGAGGAUGCGCAGGAAACUGCACGGACACUGUGGGAAGUUUUAACUGCUCUUGUGGAGCCGGCUAUGUGCUGAAUGCCGAUGGGCUGGCCUGUGAUAGUGUCAUUACACAAAUCACCUGCACCACAGAUUCUACGGAGAUCACCGGACAAACAUUUACAGUGGUCUGCCCUGGUGGCUGUCUGACUGGAGGAUCUGUCUGGGGUACUGGCAUUUACACAUCUGACUCCCGUGUCUGUAAGGCUGCUAUCCAUGACGGCAGAAUCCCGACCACUGGCGGAGUAGUUACGGGGUACAAACUCCCGGGGCAACCGUCGUACCAAGCUUCCACCCAGAACGGAGUCACCACUAGAGCGUAUGGCAGUUAUAGUAGUUCUUUUGGCUUCUCACAAGUGAAUGAGUGCGCAACAAACAACGGAGGAUGCGCAGGAAACUGCACGGACACCGUGGGAAGUUUUAUCUGCUCUUGUGGAGCCGGCUAUGUGCUGAAUGCCGAUGGGCUGGCCUGUGAUAAUGUGGAUGAGUGCGCCACAAACAACGGAGGAUGCGCAGGAAACUGCACGGACACCGUGGGGAGUUUUAACUGCUCUUGUGGAGCCGGCUAUGUGCUGAAUGCCGAUGGGCUGGCCUGUGAUAAUGUGAAUGAAUGCGCCACAAACAACGGAGGAUGCGCAGGAAACUGUACGGACACUGUGGGAAGUUUUAACUGCUCUUGUGGAGCCGGCUAUGUGCUGAAUGCCGAUGGGCUGGCCUGUGAUAAUGUGGAUGAGUGCACCACAAACAACGGAGGAUGCGCAGGAAACUGCACGGACACUGUGGGAAGCUUUACCUGCUCUUGUGGAGCCGGCUAUGUGCUGAAUGCCAAUGGGAUGGCCUGUGAUAGUCCCGUAGGGGCAGGGUCUACCACCAUCAAGCCCGUGGGCGCAGGGUCUACCAUGAAGCCCUCCGCGGUCAUCCUGAUGACCCUGGUGAUGACCAUGUGGGGACUUCUGAGGGAGUGAGUGACCAGUACACGGGACACGUCACAAUUGGUACACAACCAGCCUUCGCAGCAAACAUCACCAUUGCACUUCUUACUAACACGUCGGGAGAAUGUACUUGGCCUAUCCAAAAUCCGCAGUGCAUAUUGUUAAUAGCGUCUUUUUCAGGGUAAUGUACUUAAUGAUGAAAUAUGUAGUUUUCAAAUGUUG
Branchiostoma belcheri (Belcher's lancelet) is the source of this 1872-nucleotide messenger RNA. RefSeq names its product signal peptide, CUB and EGF-like domain-containing protein 2. Gene Ontology annotation, molecular function: calcium ion binding. Lineage: Eukaryota; Metazoa; Chordata; Leptocardii; Amphioxiformes; Branchiostomatidae. Bases 1 to 1683 code for a protein of 560 amino acids. The record is from RefSeq and is a predicted model, not a curated record. The transcript is spliced from 20 exons.